This is a messenger RNA of Nomascus leucogenys (northern white-cheeked gibbon), 2318 nucleotides long. It is a transcript of the gene NAT1, whose product is annotated as N-acetyltransferase 1. Gene Ontology annotation, molecular function: acetyltransferase activity. The transcript is spliced from 5 exons. Bases 689 to 1561 code for a protein of 290 amino acids. The record is from RefSeq and is a predicted model, not a curated record. Lineage: Eukaryota; Metazoa; Chordata; Mammalia; Primates; Hylobatidae.
UCCUUAUAGGCAUUGGAUGUGGGAGGACUGCAUUCAGUCUAGUUCCUGGUCGCCUGCUGAAAUAACCUGACUGAGAGCAUCACCCCCUGAACAUGGACUUGCAGAAUUCCACAGAAGAAAGGAGACUUGCCUAGACAGACAGCCCCAGGAGCUGAGGGCCCAACGGGCUUUCUACCCUGGAUGCUGCUCCCAUGCCCUGACACGAUGCCCACUACAAUGCUCUCCAAAAUGUCCACAAAGGUGACUUAAGUCAGGUUCCCCCAAACCAGACACCAAGACAAGAAUCCAUGUGCAAGUGACUGAAGGAAGUGCUGGGAGAGCCCCAGCUGCAGCCUGGAUGUGAAUUGCAACUCCGAAGUGUGUCCAGACUCAAGGCAAGGGCACUAGGCUUUCCAGACCUCCUACUAAGUCAUUGAUCCAGCACUGCCCUGCCAGGACAUAAAUCCCUGGCACCUCUAGCGCUCUGCAAAGGAGGGCAAAGCAGCUUCAGGAGCCCUUGGGAGUCCUCCAAAGAGAGUGUAGGGUACAGGUCCGAAAGUAGAAGAACAUAGAAGGCAGGCCAGGGGCACUGCGAGAUGGGAAAAGAGAUCUGAAGGGAUCCAGAAUUCAAGCCAGGAAGAAGCAGCAUUCUGUCUUCUGGAUUAAAACUGAAGAUCAACCUACUUCCAACUUACUAAGAAAGGGGAUCAUGGACAUUGAAGCAUAUUUUGAAAGAAUUGGCUAUAAGAAGUCUAGGAACAAAUUGGACUUGGAAACAUUAACUGACAUUCUUCAGCACCAGAUCCGAGCUGUUCCCUUUGAGAACCUUAACAUCCAUUGUGGGGAAGCCAUGGACUUAGGCUUAGAGGCCAUUUUUGAUCAAGUUGUGAGAAGAAAUCGGGGUGGGUGGUGUCUUCAGGUCAAUCAUCUUCUGUACUGGGCUCUGACCACUAUUGGUUUUGAGACCACGAUUUUGGGAGGGUAUGUUUACAGCACUCCAGCCAAAAAAUACAGCACUGGCAUGAUUCACCUUCUCCUGCAGGUGACCAUUGAUGGCAGGAACUACAUUGUCGACGCUGGGUUUGGACGCUCAUACCAGAUGUGGCAGCCUCUGGAGUUAAUUUCUGGGAAGGAUCAGCCUCAGGUGCCUUGCAUCUUCCGAUUGACGGAAGAGAAUGGAUUCUGGUAUCUAGACCAAAUCAGAAGGGAACAGUACAUUCCAAAUGAAGAAUUUCUUAAUUCUGAUCUCCUAGAAGACAGCAAAUACCGAAAAAUCUACUCCUUUACUCUUGAGCCUCGAACAAUUGAAGAUUUUGAGUCUGUGAAUACAUACCUGCAGACAUCUCCAGCAUCUGUGUUUACUAGUAAAUCAUUUUGUUCCUUGCAGACCCCAGAUGGGGUUCACUGUUUGGUGGGCUUCACCCUCACCUAUAGGAGAUUCAAUUAUAAGGACAAUACAGAUCUGAUACAGUUCAAGACUCUGAAUGAGGAAGAAAUAGAAAAAGUGCUGAAAAAUAUAUUUAAUAUUUCCUUGGAGAGAAAGCUCGUGCCCAAACAUGGUGAUAGAUUUUUUACUAUUUAGAAUAAGGAGUAAAACAAUCUUGUCUAUUUGUCACCCAGCUCGCCAGUUAUCACCUGAUGACCUAUCAUGUAUCUUCUGUACCCUUACCUUAUUUUGAAGAAAAUCCUAGACAUCAAGUCAUUUCACCUAUAAAAAUGUCAUCAUAUAUAAUUAAACAGCUUUUUAAAGAAACACAACCACAAACCUUUUCAAAUAAUAAUAAUAAAUGUAUUUUAAAGAUGGCCUGUGGUUAUCUUGGAAAUUGGUGAUUUAUGCUAGAAAGCUUUUAAUGUUGGUUUAUUGUUGAAUUCCUAGAAAAGUUCUAUUGGUAGAUGAGUAUAUAAAAUAUUGUAAAAAAAACUUAUUGUCUAUAAAGUAUAUUAAAACAUUGUUGGCUAAUAUGAUUUGAAAAAAAGUGGUUUUUUGGAAGACUUAGGGUAUUAUGGGGCUACAUAAUUUUUCCUCAAUUCUCUCUUCCUCUGAUCUUUCUUGUCUCUUAAAUUACUUUACUUCCUUGCACACUUUGCCAUACGAGAACGAACAUGAGCUUUUCUUGUGUGGACCUGAGUUGAAAUCCUGUGGACACUGGGUGAAUUACUUUUUAGAUCUGUAGCUCUGACUCCUUAGGCAUAAAAUGGGAAUAAUGCUUUUACAGUUCAGUGGCAGAACUAAACUCCCAACAAAUAUUUGUUAUAUGGAUCAAUUAAUAAUGUCAGUAAUGUUUUUGGUACAAAGUCAUUAUUUAAUAAAAGUUAUUGUUCUAUCUUGCUUGCCCCCC